Molecule: messenger RNA, 1273 nt
Organism: Macrosteles quadrilineatus (aster leafhopper)
Lineage: Eukaryota; Metazoa; Arthropoda; Insecta; Hemiptera; Cicadellidae
Gene: Membrin
Product: Golgi SNAP receptor complex member 2
Exons: 5
Coding region: 92-718 (208 amino acids)
Biological process (GO): vesicle fusion; vesicle-mediated transport
Cellular component (GO): endoplasmic reticulum membrane; ER to Golgi transport vesicle membrane; SNARE complex
Molecular function (GO): SNAP receptor activity; SNARE binding
Source: RefSeq, a predicted model, not a curated record
CCAAGGUUGCUUCUUCGGUUGUCCUCCUUAUGGAGGGGUAAACUUAGCUGUCGGCAAAGAAGUCAAGAUCACAGAUCAUCAAUUAUUUAAGAUGGAAGCUCUAUAUCAUCAAACAAACAGAUUGUUACAAGAAACACAACAAUGCUUCCAGGAUUUAUCGUUUAAUAGGCCUGAAGUUGAAAAAGAAAUACAAGCAAGAAUAGAUCAAAUAACAAGCAACUGUGAAAAAUUAGACAUAAUGGUGCAUAAAGAGCCAAUAUCAAGAAGGCAGAAUGCUAAAAUAAGAGUUGACCAAUUGAAGUAUGAUAACCAGCAUCUUCAGGCAGCUCUAAGGUCACAUCAACAUGAGGUCUACCGUCGACAACAAGAGGAGAGAGAGAGGGAAGAGCUGUUGAGUCGACGAUUCACACACACUGAUCACGACACUUCCAUCAUCAUCGACCACUCGCUACAACAUAACACAGCUUUACAGAACUCCAACCGAGGAGUAGACGACAUGUUACGGACAGGCAGUGGAAUCCUCGAGAGUCUCAGGGACCAGAGGAACACUUUGAAAGGUGCACAGCGUCGGAUCAUGGAUAUUGCCAACACUCUAGGACUGUCAAACACAACCAUGCGACUCAUCGAGCGUAGAGCGCACGAAGACAAAUAUAUCCUGUUUGGAGGAAUGGUCAUCACAUUGUUAAUCAUAGUUCUGGUCAUCAUAUACCUGACGUGAUAGGUUUAUUGGUUAUUGCUGUGUGAAAACUGUUUUGGUUUGCCAACUUGAAAACAAAACUUCCUAGGAGAGGGUGCCAGAAAAUGAAGGUCUGCAUUUUACCCUCAGUCCAGUUGUAUGUUGAAACAAAAAAAUCUGCUACCUACAUUGAAGUUGUGAAAAGUGUUCCUUGGAUACAGAAUAGUAUUUAAAAAAAAAUUACAAUCUUGGGAUUUCUUUGAUGAGAUUUUAUUAGAAGUUACUUGAGAAGUUAUCUUACUAAUAUAAAAAAUGCUUAGUGAAAGGAUAAAGACUUACAUUUAAUUGAACGUGUUAAGACAAAAUAAAAUAAACAACAUACUGCACAAAGACCAUUCCAAGAUGUUCACCUCAGUCAAGGCCACCCUCAGUUCAGAAUUUAUAUUGGCAUAAACACCAUUGGUCUAUAUUCUGGACUUAAGAUAAUUCAUCAGAAGUUGUUAAAGUUGUUAGCCGGUUUGUACAUUCCUAAUGUAUAAAUGUUUGUUGUCUGAAUAUAAAUUAUUAUUCUGAUUUUAUUAAAUACUUUAUUAUAAA